UAACACGAAUAAUCCCAUCAAUUUCAUCCAGGCAUUUAGUAAAAGCCACAUAAACUGUGGUUAUGGUCCUACAACCAGCGAGUGUGUGAAACCAUGACUGUGGUGAUUGGAUUUGAGGGCAGUGCUAAUAAAAUUGGUGUGGGUAUCAUCAGAGAUGGGCAAGUUCUGUCAAACCCCAGGCGCACUUACAUCACCCCACCUGGCCAAGGGUUCCUACCUGGUGAGACAGCCAAACACCAUCGUAGUGUGAUUCUCACUGUGCUCCAGGAGGCACUAGAUGAAGCAGGGCUGAAAGCUGCAGAUAUUGACUGUGUGGCAUACACUAAAGGGCCUGGAAUGGGAGCUCCUCUGGUAACAGUAGCGAUUGUGGCCAGGACAGUCGCCCAGUUGUGGGGAAAGCCAUUGUUGGGGGUAAACCACUGUAUUGGACACAUAGAGAUGGGCCGUUUGAUCACCAACUCCCAAAACCCCACUGUGCUGUAUGUGAGCGGAGGAAAUACUCAGGUUAUUGCAUAUUCUGAACGACGUUACAGAAUAUUUGGAGAAACUAUUGAUAUUGCUGUGGGAAACUGCCUGGACCGGUUUGCAAGGGUCAUCAAGAUAUCAAAUGAUCCCAGUCCUGGUUACAACAUUGAACAGAUGGCAAAGAAAGGCACCAAGUAUAUAGAGCUGCCGUAUACAGUGAAGGGUAUGGAUGUGUCAUUUUCUGGGAUUUUGUCCUAUAUAGAGGACGCUGCUCACAAACUGUUGAGUACAAGUCAAUGUACGCCUGAGGAUUUGUGUUUCUCUCUACAAGAGACUGUGUUCGCUAUGCUGGUGGAGAUCACAGAAAGAGCCAUGGCUCACUGCGGCUCUCAGGAGGUUCUGAUCGUCGGUGGAGUCGGCUGUAACCUGCGUCUGCAGGAGAUGAUGGGGGUCAUGUGUAAGGAGAGAGGUGCACGACUUUUUGCCACAGAUGAGAGCUUUUGUAUAGACAAUGGAGCAAUGAUUGCACAGGCCGGAUGGGAAAUGUUCCGCUCGGGUCACGUCACAGAGCUUUCAGACUCCUGGAUUACACAAAGGUACAGAACAGAUGAAGUGGAGGUCACAUGGCGGGACUGAUGUUUAGAUCUGGUUAUUAAGGAAUUUCAGUGGCACUAAAUGUCAAGUUGUACUCCUUGAUCACAUUAUACAACCUCAUGAAAUAUUCAGUUUUACAUCAGGGACAGAAGUAGUUUCAUAUCCCAGUUAAAGGCAGAAUUGUCUAAUAUUUUUGUAAAAACACUGAAUAAAAAUACCUA
Messenger RNA from Sinocyclocheilus rhinocerous, 1280 nucleotides. RefSeq names its product probable tRNA N6-adenosine threonylcarbamoyltransferase. The record is from RefSeq and is a predicted model, not a curated record. NCBI's taxonomy places the organism in Eukaryota, Metazoa, Chordata, Actinopteri, Cypriniformes, Cyprinidae. Gene Ontology annotation, cellular component: EKC/KEOPS complex; cytoplasm. Gene Ontology annotation, biological process: tRNA threonylcarbamoyladenosine modification. The transcript has 12 exons. Bases 94 to 1101 code for a protein of 335 amino acids.